AUGGCCAAUAAAGGAAAUGAAACCGGAUCAUCAGUCAGCGGUACCAUCCCAAUGGAACAAAUCAUGGAAAGAGCAGUCAUCAACUUUUUGCAGGCCUUGCAAACCAGCAUAACCAAUGGGGCAUUAGAGAGACGAGAAGAAUCGACUACGAUUAAACAAUUUUCGAAUCUGAAACCCACUACGUUUAUCGGCAGUCCAAACCCACUAGUAACAGAGGCUUGGGUCAGGGACAUGGAGAAAAUCUUUCGCGCGCUACCUUGCACAGAAAGACAGAAGGUGACUUUUGCCACCUUUACCUUCAAAGACGAUGCACAAGAAUGGUGGCUUCUUACCCUAAAGAGGGAAGAUAUUGUGACUUGGGCAAGAUUUUUAGAGGUGUUCUAUGAAAAGUAUUUCCCAGAUUCACUACGGGAACAAAAAGCGUCAGAGUUCAUACAUCUAAGGCAAGGAACCAUGACAAUGGCCGAAUAUGAAAGUAAGUUCACACAACUGGCCCGGUUCGCGACAUAUGUCAUUCCCACCGAAGCUCGAAAAGCCAAAAAAUUUGAAGCAAGAUUGGAUCCUGAAAUUAAGGACAGGCUAGAGGUUUUGAAACUACCAACCUAUGCGGCAGUGGUAAAUCGAGCAUACAUUGCGGAAAAAGGGAUUAAAACCUUGCGUUCCGGGGAACCAAGCCAGAGGAAGCGAUUUUGGGAAAGAGAUAACAGAAGACCCGGUGUUGCGCCUCCCAAGAAAGUAAAUACGGGCACAACCAGUUCAACCGGUCCAAGCAAUCAAAGUCUUACAGACCCUAAAGGUGGCACCAUUCCAGCUUGCUCUACCUGUGGAAGGACUCAUUGGGGACAAUGCUGA
Camellia sinensis is the source of this 852-nucleotide messenger RNA. The record is from RefSeq and is a predicted model, not a curated record. NCBI's taxonomy places the organism in Eukaryota, Viridiplantae, Streptophyta, Magnoliopsida, Ericales, Theaceae.